AUGUCCACCGCAUCUCCAACCUCAGUAACUGCGACGCCGAGUCCCUGUCUCGCACCAAGCCUAUUGCUGGGAUCCGGAAGAUUGAGGCGGCGAGGCGGAGGUAAAUCGAGGACGGAGCUCAAGCAACUGGUCGACAAUAGGUAUCGCGACCUGAUCGACUCUGCCGACUCCAUCGUUGGCAUGAAGGCCUCCUGCAACGACACCUCUAGCAACAUCACCGCCGUGCACGGUCGCAUCCGCUCCAUCUCCAACAACAUCGCCGAUUCUGAUGACCAGAACAAGAAGUUCCUCUCAAAUUUCGCCAUGCUCCAACACUGGUGCCAGAUUGUUGAGAGUUUCAGGGCGCAGAUCUCCCAGCGCAGCCGCGAUCGGUUGCUCGAUCGCGACCUCGCCAUUGUCGCUUACUCCGACGCGCUUGUCGCUUACUCCGACGCGCUUACCGCCGUCGCCGUCAUCGACGAGCUCGAGCCUAAGCAGGUAUUGGGAUUGUUUUUGGAAUCGAGGAAGUCGUGGAUAUUGCAAGUUUUGGGGAAUUCUGGUCCUGGUGAUGCUUCCUCCUUGGUGGUUUCAGUAUUGUGCAAUGUGUUAGGUAUAAUUCAGGUUACUGUGGGUCAGGUGGGUAAGUUGUUUUUGCAGGUUUUGAAUGAUAUGCCCCUUUUUUACAAAGUCAUACUGGGAUCUCCUCCGGCAUCUCAGUUGUUUGGUGGGAUUCCCAAUCCUGACGAGGAAGUUAGGCUCUAGAAGUCAUUCAGAGAUAGACUGGAAUCGAUCAUGGUGAUGCUUGAUAAGCGUUACAUUGCUGAUACUUGUUUUGCUUGGUUGAGAGAGUGCUUGAGCAAGAUAAGUGGAAGAAAUUUGAUUGAUGUCAUUGGCAGUGGUUCUGCUGGGAAAACAUGCUCCCCGUCAAAGUCAUCGACGGACUUGUCACCCUCGCCACCGGCUGUCCUAACUAUCGCGGAGGAGUGUCUCCUGUAGUGCUGAUUCAAAAACUUGGGGGAGGUGAGGCUGGGGGAGGUGAGCUGUGAGGAGAGAGGAAAGUAGAGUUGAGGUUUAAAAGUAAAAAGGGUAAAAAGGUAAAAAGAAAAGGUUAUUAUUGUAAUAAAAAAAGGUUGGGAAGGUGGAGGAUGGAAAGGGGGAGGUGGAGGGAACAACACCCUUAGAGAUAUUGGUCUUGUGGCCCAUACUCUGUCCUGUGGCCCAAUUAUGUAAUUAGUUAUCGGGUGUUGUUCCCUCCACCUCCUCAUUUUUUUUUUACUUUUUUUAUAUUACUAAAAUAACCUCUUUUUCUUUUACUUUUUUAACCUUGUUUAAUUUAAGUAACCCUAGAUUUCACUUCCCAAUUUUCUAAUUCACUCAACUCACGGUAAGAGCAGUCCCACCUCCUCAUCACAUCCGUUUCCCCUUCUCCCUCACCCUAAAUCCUUUUCAUUUUUUUCUAAACUCUUACUCCCAAGUUUCCCAGUCCUCUCUUCUGUUUGUUUUUGGGCAUUUCGUGGUGGUGCGUUUUUGGUUUAUGCGGCGGUAUGGUGGGUGUGUGCAGCGGUGCGGCGGUGUGUUUCGUGGUUGGUGCGUUUCUGCCACUUGGUCUCGAGGUAUGAUUGAUGUGCAACCUCAAAGCAUGUUAUCAGCACGAGAUGGCAACCUCUUGAAGAAAUUACUAGGCAGUGAGGGUAGCUUGCUUCUGAACUUGGGGU
Vigna radiata var. radiata (mung bean) is the source of this 1694-nucleotide messenger RNA. RefSeq lists its product as uncharacterized. Gene Ontology annotation, cellular component: Golgi apparatus; COG complex. Gene Ontology annotation, biological process: intra-Golgi vesicle-mediated transport. The transcript has 3 exons. Bases 1 to 741 code for a protein of 246 amino acids. The record is from RefSeq and is a predicted model, not a curated record. Lineage: Eukaryota; Viridiplantae; Streptophyta; Magnoliopsida; Fabales; Fabaceae.